AUGACGGCACGGCGAACGCCGUUGACAAGGUCGUCGCUGCUGCGGAACACAGCCGAAGCGUGUCCACUGAUCGAACGCCUCGGGCUCGUCGAAGACCCGGACAAGUUCCCUGCCGCCGCACCUUCCAAGUGCUUCAGUGGCUCCUACCAAGGGGCAGCGAUCAACGUGGUCACAAACGGGAAAUGCUCCCGGUUUGGCGUGGACCAGAUCGGAACCGUGGCGGCAGGACUGUCAACUUGGCUGUCGGUUGAGGCGAUCAAGCCGGAUAUCGUGAUAAACGCCGGUACCGCAGGCGGAUUCAAGAAGCACGACACCGCCAUCGGCGAUGUUUUCAUCAGCACCAGCGUGAAGAACCAUGACCGAAGAAUCCCAAUCCCGGGUUUCAAGGAGUUUGGCAUUGGCAACCACGAGUCCCACCCUGCGCCGGAGAUGCUGAAGGAGUUGGGGUUCAAGCAAGGGGUGGUUACCACCGGUAGCUCAUUCGACCACACGGAGACGGACGACAAGAUGAUGGAAGAAAACGAUGCAAGGGUGAAGGACAUGGAGGCGGCGGCCGUGGCCUGGGCUUGCGAACAGCACGGGACCCCUCUCUUUUGCAUCAAGGUGGUCACGGACCUCGUAGAUGGUGGAGGGGUAGGAGAGGAGGAGUUCUUGCAGAACCUGAAGGCCGCGUCAGACUCGCUGCAGGAAGCGAUGCCGAGAGUGCUCGACUUCGUCCUAGCGCGUCGGCUGGAUGACUUGUAGCCUACUUGUUUGUGGGUACAAGGAAGACCGUCGACCCGACCGCCUAGGGAUAUUUUUAAUAAUGUCCAUCUGUGCUCGUUGAUGGCACGCUGUGGCCGCGAGGGGGUUCUCCUGCGACAAGGCCCUAGAGGCUUAUCCGACUUGCCUUGUUAAGAGAGUGGAAGAUUCGUUCAUUUGUGAUGCGAUAGGUGAGGUAUUAUCCCCUAGAUGUAUUGCGGUGGCGGAUGUGCUGGUUUUCGCCCCCGAGGUCCGAUAGAAAU
Molecule: messenger RNA, 1004 nt
Organism: Ectocarpus siliculosus
Lineage: Eukaryota; Phaeophyceae; Ectocarpales; Ectocarpaceae
Source: the annotation of a GenBank genome assembly